AUGAUUGCUACUAGCAAGGAAGAUGGAAAAUGGAGUGAUAGGAAGAUGGAAGGAGAUGGUGGUUUGAGGACAUUGGAGUGCCUAAGAGGAAGACUGCUUGCAGAGAGACAAGCUUCAAGGGUUGCAAAAGAGGAUGCAGAACUCAUGGGAAAGAAGUUGAUGGAGCUAAAGAAUCAGCUCAAUGAAGAGAUCAAAUUGAAGGACAGAGCUGAAAAAAGCUUAGAUUUUUGA
Prunus armeniaca (apricot) is the source of this 231-nucleotide messenger RNA. The record is from the annotation of a GenBank genome assembly. NCBI's taxonomy places the organism in Eukaryota, Viridiplantae, Streptophyta, Magnoliopsida, Rosales, Rosaceae.